UUGGAGAGAUGAGGAGAAAACGGCAGCCUAUGACAAGCUAGAGAAGACCAAGAAUCAUCUUCAGCCAGAGUUGGAGGAUGUGCUGGUGGACCUGGACAACCAGAGACAGCUGGUUUCAAAUCUGGAGAAGAAACAACGGAAAUUUGACCAGAUGCUUGCUGAUGAGAAGACCAUCUCCAACAAGUAUGCUCAGGAACGUGACUGCGCAGAGGCAGAGGCACGGGAGAAAGAGAAAUGUUUGGCCCUCACUCGCGCACUCGAAGAAUCCCAAGGUUCCUUACGAGAGUUAGAGAAACUCAAUAAGACACUUCGCACUGAGAUGGAAGGUCUGAUCAGUUCAAAGGACGACACGGGCAGAAAUGUCCAUGAGCUGGAGAAGGCAAAACGUGGAUUGGAGGCUCGAGUGGAAGAGAUGACAAUUCAGAUGGAGGAACUUGAGGAUGAAUUACAGACUGCAGAGGAUGCUAAACUCCAUCUGGAAGUCAAUAUGCAGGCCCUCAAAGUCCAAUUUCAAAGAGACCUGCAGGCCAGAGAGGAGCAAAGUGAAGAGAAGAGGAAACAACUGCUCAAGCAGGUACUCGAGUUUGAGACUGAGCUAGAGGAUGAGCAGAAAAUGAGAACUUCAUUGGCAGCUGCCAAGAAGAAACUUGAGGGUGAUUUGCAGGACCUUAAAGACCAAGUUGAUGCAAUCAGCAGGGUGAGGGAUGAGCCCAUUAAACAGCUCCGCAAGACUCAGACACAGAUGAAAGAUUCCCAGAGGGAGCUGGAAGAUGCAAGAGCAUCCCACAAGGAGGUUCUAUCUGAAGCUAGAGAAUCUGAGAGAAAGGCCCGAGCCAUGGAGGCAGAAAUCGUGCACUUACAGGAGGAACUGGCUACAGCAGAGAGAGCGCGCAAACAGGCUGAGCGAGAGAGAGAUGACAUAGCAGGGGAGAUGGCAAGUUGGAAAA
Sinocyclocheilus rhinocerous is the source of this 947-nucleotide messenger RNA. Its product is annotated as myosin-11-like. The transcript is spliced from 6 exons. The record is from RefSeq and is a predicted model, not a curated record. The annotation marks the transcript as partial. Gene Ontology annotation, cellular component: bicellular tight junction; myosin complex. Lineage: Eukaryota; Metazoa; Chordata; Actinopteri; Cypriniformes; Cyprinidae.